CGUUCGCGAUUUAUAUCCUUCGGAAUGCGGCCCAAAAUCUGACAUAAAUCCGAAAAAUAAAGAUGCGCUCAUCUGCCGAUCUCUCCGGCACGCUGUACAGUCGCCAACACAAGAACUGGUCACAGUGUCAGUUGCAAUUUCCGCAAAUCAGCACAGUGUCGACUGCUGAAAGAAUUUUCGAAAAAGUGCGCUGUUGCAACAAGUGGAAAUAAAACCGCAAUUGAAAGAAAUUGUCAGUGGUUCCUGUCUUAGUGGAUGCUCAAAUCACCCAACAAUAGCUUGCGUUCAAUAUUUGACUAAAAUGCUUUUCCUCCUACUUCUCACCCUCUCAUUCGUCACAAGCGAGCCCUGCACCAGCCUCAUCUACUGCCACGGCCCCUUGCUCCAUAUGGUCCAAACGGCGCGAAUUUUCCCCGACUCGAAAAUCUUCGUCGACAUGAAAAUGCAACACGACGAAAAAACCACCCUCGAAAACUUCCACCGUUUCAUAAAAACCACAAACAAACCAAACCGCAAAGAAAUCAAACGCUUCGUUAACGAAAACUUCAAACACUUCCAAGAGUUCGACGACUGGACCCCGCCCGACUUCCGGCCAAACCCGGAUUUUUUAAACCGGAUUCGCGACCCGGAAAUCCGGGAUUUUGCCCACGAAGUGGUCCAAAUCUGGCCGAAACUCUCCCGGAAGAUCAAAAGGGAGGUGCUGGAGUCGGCGGAGUUGUUCUCGCUUCUGCCGGUACCGAACGGGUUCGUGGUACCGGGAGGGCGGUUCCGGGAGUUCUACUACUGGGACUCGUACUGGAUUCUGAAGGGGCUGCUCUUGUGCCAGAUGCACCAGACUGUGAGGGGGAUUUUGGACAAUUUCGCCUUCAUUAUCCAGAAAUAUGGGUUUUUGCCAAACGGCGCCCGGGUCUAUUACUUGAACCGCUCCCAGCCCCCGCUUCUGAGCCUCAUGGUUGGGGAGUACUUACGUGCAACAAAUGACACGGAGUGGUUGCGGGAAAACAUAGUUUGGCUGGACCGGGAGUUGCAAUUUUUCCUCGAAAAUAAACUAACAACUUUGGUAAAAAACGGAGUUAAGUACCAACUAGCCCAUUAUGUUGCCAAAAGUGAUACACCGCGUCCAGAGUCGUACUUUGAAGACAUCAAAAGUGCGAAAUUUUUGCACAGUCCGGAAGCCAGGGCUGAGUUAUGGACCGAUCUGAAAAGUGCGGCUGAAAGUGGCUGGGAUUUUUCCUCCCGCUGGAUGGUUGACCACGAUGGUGGUACCAAGACCAACUUGAGCCACAUCCAGACCAGACGAAUAGUCCCAGUGGACUUGAACGCCUUCCUCUGCCAGGCUUUCGGGACAUUGUCAGGUUUUUACACCACUUUGGGUGACCACAAAAGGGCGCUUUUCUGGCUCCAAAAGUCACACUUGUGGCGCCAAAACCUGGAAUUGGUGUUUUAUGACCACGAGGAUGGGGUUUGGUACGACUGGGACCGUGGGUUAAACCAACCACGGAAGGGUUACUACGCCAGUAAUUUAACCCCACUGUGGACACAAUGCUACGACCCCAACCUUUCGGAUCAUUUGGGCCAGAAAGCAGUCCAGUACUUGUCAAAAACCGGGAUUCUGGACUUUGAUGGUGGCAUCCCUGCCUCCCUUGUGAACAGUGGGGAGCAAUGGGACUUCCCCAACGCCUGGCCGCCCCUCCAGUCAAUCGUCAUUCUGGGCUUGGACCACACAGGCCACCCCCAAGCCCAGAAAACCGCCCAAGAUUUGGCCGAGAAGUGGAUUAGGUCAAAUUUGGACAGUUUCAAGGCCACGGGCCAAAUUUCCGAGAAGUACGACGUUCAGUUCAGCGGCCACAGCGGCCGUGGCGGGGAGUACAGCGUCCAGCACGGCUUCGGCUGGACCAACGGUGUACUUUUAGAGCUUAUAGACCGGUACUACGGCCGGGAAAAAUAAAUUUUUUGAGUAUU
Molecule: messenger RNA, 1962 nt
Organism: Tribolium castaneum (red flour beetle)
Lineage: Eukaryota; Metazoa; Arthropoda; Insecta; Coleoptera; Tenebrionidae
Product: trehalase
Exons: 2
Coding region: 302-1948 (548 amino acids)
Biological process (GO): trehalose catabolic process
Molecular function (GO): alpha,alpha-trehalase activity
Source: RefSeq, a predicted model, not a curated record